Messenger RNA from Cherax quadricarinatus, 680 nucleotides. Lineage: Eukaryota; Metazoa; Arthropoda; Malacostraca; Decapoda; Parastacidae. The record is from RefSeq and is a predicted model, not a curated record.
AGAGCAGUCAGCUCGGGGACGUCAGACAAUAAGCAGGAGUAGAGGACAACGAAGGGCGCACAUUGUGGCUUCUACCUGACAACAUGAAACUGAUAUUGUUGGUGGCAUGUGUGGCCAUCACUGUCGUCCAGGCCAAGGGUGACGUUGGCACUGACUGCAAGACUGCUGGAGGUGAGUGCCACAAGAAAGGUGUCAGCAAGUGCCUCGAAGUCUUGAGUGAUUACAAGUGUGAUGACAGAACCAUCUGCUGUCUCACAGGCAAAACACCGCUGAACAUCAAGACAAAAAAGGUCUUAAAAUCGGGAAGAAGAAGAAAGGUAAAGACUGAGAAAGGAGAUGAAGAAAGGAAGCUCAAAGCGAGACGUGGGAAGAAACAAAAUAAAGAGAGAAAGACUGUCAGAAAACAAGGAAACACAAUCAAGAAAACACUCGGGAAGAGACGAAGAAAAAAUAAAGCUUCCGAGAAAGAGCAGAUGAAGAAAAUUCCGAAGGAAAAACUAAAAUUCAAGAAAAUUUCCAAAAAAGGACAAAGUGAACGAAAGAGAAAUUCCCAAAAACUGAGAAAAUACAAGAAAAUGUCAAACAAUAAAAAAGACAAACGCAAAAACGAAGGUGGGAGAAAGGUCUGUAAAGGUAGAGCUAUGAGGGACAAGGGUGUGGAAGGUCUGAGAGUAGUGUGA